Messenger RNA from Xiphophorus maculatus (southern platyfish), 2139 nucleotides. It is a transcript of the gene hnf1ba, whose product is annotated as HNF1 homeobox B. The transcript has 10 exons. The record is from RefSeq and is a predicted model, not a curated record. Gene Ontology annotation, molecular function: DNA-binding transcription factor activity, RNA polymerase II-specific; RNA polymerase II cis-regulatory region sequence-specific DNA binding. NCBI's taxonomy places the organism in Eukaryota, Metazoa, Chordata, Actinopteri, Cyprinodontiformes, Poeciliidae. Gene Ontology annotation, biological process: pancreas development; regulation of transcription by RNA polymerase II; insulin secretion. Bases 305 to 2002 code for a protein of 565 amino acids. Gene Ontology annotation, cellular component: nucleus.
UUUACAUCAGCCGGCCCACUCAUUACCAUGUUUUAUAUCCCCCCGCGCUCAGAAAGCAUCAUGGCAAAGCGGCUCCAUCCUCCCCUCCAACAGGGAAGUGAGUGAAGCAGCCUCGCGGAGCAGGUGUCGCGCGGACAGAAACUCCCCCUCCCUCCGACAGCUCCGGACUCCUGGAACUUUAUUUAUUUAUUUAAAAGUUUUCGUUUUUCCUCUUUCUCUCUCUCUCUCCCUCUCCCUCUCUCUCUCUUCCCCCGUCGUUUAAUUGCCCUCCAUCCUUCCUCGCGGUGCUUAUGUCGUGUUUUUAAUGUUCUCCAAAAUGGUCUCGAAGCUGACGUCCCUACAGCAGGAGCUCCUCAGCGCCCUGCUGGACUCAGGCGUCACCAAAGACGUCCUGAUCCAGGCCCUGGACGACAUGGACCCCAGUCCGCCGCCGCAGGGCUUCGGGGUGAAAAUGGAGAGCCUGCCCGUGUCGCCCGGCAAGCUGAACGGCGCCGACGCGGACUCCAAGCCCGUCUUCCACACGCUCACCAACGGACACGGCAAGGGCAAGCUGUCCGGGGACGAGGGCUCCGAGGACGGGGACGACUACGACACCCCGCCGAUCCUCAAGGAGCUCCAGUCGCUCAACACGGAGGAGGCCGCGGAGCAGCGGGCAGAGGUGGACCGCAUGUUGGCCGAGGACCCAUGGCGGGCGGCUCGUAUGAUCAAAGGUUACAUGCAGCAGCACAACAUCCCCCAGCGGGAGGUGGUGGACAUCACAGGGCUCAACCAGUCUCACCUCUCCCAGCACCUCAACAAAGGGACGCCCAUGAAGACGCAGAAGCGAGCGGCCCUCUACACCUGGUACGUCAGGAAGCAGCGGGAAAUUCUUCGACAGUUCAACCAGGCCACUCAAGCUUCUAUUGGCAGCAUGUCAGACAAAGGCAGCCAGGAUCCGGCCUUUUUCUACCCAGAGUUCAACAUGUCCGGCCCGGGAAUGGGUCAGUCGAGCGAAGAGGUUGGCACUGAGCCCCUGAGUAAGAAAAUGAGGCGUAACCGUUUCAAGUGGGGGCCUGCAUCUCAGCAAAUCCUGUACCAGGCUUACGAGCGGCAGAAGAACCCCAGCAAGGAGGAGAGGGAGGCUCUGGUGGAGGAGUGCAACAGAGCCGAGUGUCUUCAGAGAGGCGUCUCCCCUUCCAAAGCUCAGGGACUCGGCUCUAACCUGGUCACCGAAGUGAGAGUUUAUAACUGGUUUGCCAACAGACGUAAGGAGGAGGCCUUCAGGCAAAAGCUGGCUAUGGACGCCAUCACUGCACCGCCGCACGGUAUCAACCCACUGCUGUCACACAGCUCGCCGCAUCAUCCCCAGACCAGCGUGUCCCCUCCAAUGCGUUACAGCCAAGGCCCCGGCGAAGUCUCCUCCUCCACCGCCAUCAGUCACCACAGCAGCAGCAGCCAGUCAGUGCUGCAGCAGGUGUCCCCGGGAGGACUGGACCACAGCCACAGCCUGCUGUCGCCCGACGCCAAGAUGAUUUCAGGCUCGGGCGGAGGACUUCCUCCGGUCAGCACGCUGACCAACAUCCACAGUUCCCACCACAGCCACCAGCAGCCGCAGAACCUCCUAAUGCCUCUGACAGGAGUCAUGGCGAUAGCACAGAGUUUGAGCACGUCGCAGGCCCAGACGGUGCCGGUGAUCAACAGCGUGGCGGGGAGCCUCGCCGCUCUCCAGCCGGUGCAGUUCUCCCAGCAGCUCCACAGCCCCCACCAGCCGAGCCUGAUGCAGCAGUCGCCCAGCCACAUGAGCCAGCAGCCCUUCAUGGCCACCGUCACACACUCUCACAUGUAUUCGCACAAACAAGAGCCCCCGCAGUACUCUCACCCGUCCCGUUUCCCCUCAUCCAUGGUCACAGAUGCCAACAGCAUCAGCACCCUCAGCUCCAUGUCCUCCAGCAAGACGGACGCUCCUGUAAACAAGAUGGUGCAACUCGGGGGUAUCUCCUGGUGUCCUCUUCCAGCUUGGUGAGAGCGGCCAACCGACCUCCCCGCUGCCCGGCAACCGUUGCGCAUUUUUCCACCCUCUCGCCGAGGUUAGCAUGGCAACCGCUAAUGGCCCGCAGGCGCGCGCGCGCUGGACAACAAGCUGGUCAACAAACACGGAGG